GUGUUGUUGUUGCACAUGGGAGAGGAGGACGCCUUCAACAUGCUCCAGUUCCUCAUGUAUCAUAUGGGGCUUCGCAAUCAGUACAGACCUGACAUGAUUAUACUACAGAUUCAGAUGUACCAGCUGUCCCGUCUCCUCCAUGACUACCACAGAGACCUGUACGUCCAUCUGGAACAGCAUGAGAUAGGACCGUCUCUCUACGCUGCUCCCUGGUUCCUCACGGCCUUCGCCUCGCACUUCCCUCUGGGCUUCGUUGCCAGGGUGUUUGACAUGUUGUUUCUCCAGGGUUCGGAGGUGAUCUUCAAGGUGUCGCUAAGUCUUCUGGGUAGUCACAAGCCCUUGAUCCUACAGCACGACAGUCUGGAGUCUAUAGUGGACUUCAUCAAGACUACAUUACCUAACCUGGGACUAGUCCAGAUGGAGAAGACCAUCAACCAGGUGUGUGAGAUGGACCUGUCCAAUCAGCUGCAGGCGUACGAGGUGGAGUACCACGUCUUACAGGACGAGCUGUGUGACACGCCCGCUCACCUCAGCCAAUCGCAGCGCACCGCCCAGCUGGAACGCACCAAUCAGAGCCUCCGACAGCAAAACCUCGACCUGCUGGAGGAACUACAGGCUCGUGUGUGUCGUCUGGAAGGCCAGGUGGAGGGGCUGGCCCAAUCAGAGGCUCUGCUGAGAGAACAGGUGUUCGACCUGGAGGAGGAGAGGAACGGACUGCGGAACGCCGUCACACACCUGCACACACUCCUCACCGCGCUGGGAAUACACACACACACAACGCACGGGGACUUCAACCUGGACCCUCACACACACUCCGCUGCCGACACAGAUGGCCCGAGAGAUGGCCCGAGAGAUGGCCAGAGAGAUGGACAGGGUGUGGACGUCCCCACCAGAGAGGGGCCCAGACUGGG
Messenger RNA from Oncorhynchus kisutch (coho salmon), 911 nucleotides. RefSeq names its product TBC1 domain family member 1-like. Lineage: Eukaryota; Metazoa; Chordata; Actinopteri; Salmoniformes; Salmonidae. The record is from RefSeq and is a predicted model, not a curated record.